Arthroderma uncinatum is the source of this 426-nucleotide messenger RNA. RefSeq lists its product as uncharacterized. Bases 1 to 426 code for a protein of 141 amino acids. The transcript has 2 exons. The record is from RefSeq and is a predicted model, not a curated record. NCBI's taxonomy places the organism in Eukaryota, Fungi, Ascomycota, Eurotiomycetes, Onygenales, Arthrodermataceae.
AUGAGCCACUAUUCUAACGUUCAACAUCCGGCUGGAGAAUUUAAACCGUCACGGCCUCAAGAGCACCAUCAAGCAGGCCCAAAGCAUAAACCUGAUGUCAAAGCAUCGCCAGCGGAUAAUGUCCCCGAAUAUCACGCCGAGUCAGUUCCGGUAGGCUCUGCUCCUCCAGAACACACAUAUCAACCGCACCCAUCGGAGGAAUAUGCAGGGGAUGAAGAAGGCGGUGCUUCUGCAAGCGCAACUUUGACAGGUGCCACACCCGCAGACGUGUAUAGGGGCAUGGGAAAGCCGUUACAGGGCGAGACAAGGACGGAAAUGAGGCAUGAUGGCGAACAUCACCGCAAGAGAGAUGGCUCUGGGCUUGAAGGGGUGGGAGCAAACACAGCAAGCACCGAGACAGACCUGAAAAGGCUGCAGAGAGAGUAG